Scomber scombrus (Atlantic mackerel) is the source of this 1795-nucleotide messenger RNA. RefSeq names its product tumor necrosis factor receptor superfamily member 4. Lineage: Eukaryota; Metazoa; Chordata; Actinopteri; Scombriformes; Scombridae. The record is from RefSeq and is a predicted model, not a curated record. Bases 122 to 1153 code for a protein of 343 amino acids. The transcript is spliced from 9 exons.
CCCACAGUGAGCGAGCUGCACUGACGUCCUUAGUGAAAACAAAGGUUGCUCCACCACUUGACGGGGAUGAGAUGCUGUAGCUCAGCAUUGUUUGGAGGUAGUUGUCAAUAAUAUCUGGAGGAUGGACUGUCGGAGACUUCUGCCUGCGAUAGCCGCCGCUUGCUUCUUAGGCAUGGUGGUGAGCCAGACGACACUUACGCCUGCUAUAGUGGACACCACUCUCAUGGAGAAUGUGACUGAGCUGACUGUAACUCCCGUGAUUCUCAGCAGCACAACCCCGGGCUGCUUUGCAUUCAACACUUCUACAUGUGAGCCCUGCGCACCAGGAUCCCAGUGGGACAACAACACCCUGCUGUGUACGUGCUGCUCCGACCCCGGGCUGUGCCUAUUUCCCGGAGCCUGCCUGCCGUGCAACAGAGGCUUUUAUCAGUCGAUGGCUGGACAGCAGCAAUGUCUGCCGUGUGACCGUGGCUUCUACACAAAUUUCACUGGAAGUCCAUUAUGUCACCCCUGCCCUCCUGGAUCCUCCAACAAUAACACUGGUAGAGACAGUUGCACGAGUUGUUCCCCAGGUUCCUUUUCAUCACAGCAGAGUUCUACUACAUGUGCACCAUGUGCACUCGGGAGCUUUUGCAACUCUUCUGGUUGUACCCAGUGCCAGAUGUGUCCUGGAGGAUCAGAAGCUCUAAAGUCUGCUGCUAAAUCCUGCACACCAUGUCGGCCAGGCAUGCACAAGGCUCCCCAUCAGACUUUGUGUCAGAUCUGCGGCAGUGGCUCCUACCAGAUCCACUGGGGCCAGGAAAGCUGUGACAUCUGCCCAGAGAAUCACUACUGUCCUAGUCCAGAUGUGAACCCCAUUCAGUGUCCCAGUGAUGCUUUCUGUCCAGAGGGCAGCUUGGCUCCAAGCUACUGCAUGGAGACUUUCUUCCGCAAAUCAGGAGACACUUGUGAACUGGCUCCUGUCACUAUUGCUCUGUUAGUCAUUGGAGGAGGGGUGGCUUUACUCUUCAUCAUCUUAAUGGUACUACGUCAACGGAAGGACGCUGAUGGAGAGCUGACUGUCGCCCGAGCACCAUUAUUACGCAAAGAACGACCUCAAGGUCGAUACUACGGGAUUCCCUGUGAUGCAGAACCUGUAUAUGCUGGCUGGUGAACAAAAGGACGUCUGCCAAGCUUUCCUAAGUGCUCAGAAGGACAAAACCUACUCAAGUCUUUUUUUCCCACAUGCCUCUCAACUGAAGACAAAAUAACUGAUAGAGGAAGACUGAUGGUAAAAUCAUGGACUGCCAUUUUGGUAAAUGGUGCCUUGAGAGUACUUUGGCAAUCAACCAGCUUUUCCAAGUGACACAUUUGAAUAUAUUAUUGAGAGACAAAGGUUGGCUCUUUUGUGAAUUCUUGUAAUGACACUUUUACAGUUCUACUCAGAGCUACACACUUUCCUCUUCUAAACUAGGUUACUGGAUUAUGAGAGGUAUGCUGGAGCGGUGAAAACGAGAUGCGUGCUUCAGCUCGGUGGGAAACUAUCUCCCUUAUGAAAAGCACUUUUUUUUACUGAGGUAAUUGAUUUACUUUGCACUUAUGCGUUGCUAGACUUGUGGGUGCCUUCAUUUACUUGUGUAGUUCCUCAGUUACAGAGAAGCGUGAACUGUGGCUUGUUCCUGGUGUUUUUUUAAUGCAUUUAAAUACAAUACAAUGUGUUGUCUGUAGUUUCAUUGAUACGUUGGCUUAAUGUUUUUCACCUGCUUUUUUAAGGUCAUAUUUGUAUGUUUAAAGGAAAAUAAAUGAUAUUGAUUAA